AAUUCACCAUUGCCAUGCCGUCAUUGCAUAGGUUGUCGUCUCGCUGAAUGAGAAUUCGAACCAGUCAACGAACAAUUCAGGUUCAACUCGUUGGUAUGAACUAAAAAAAAAGUUACAACUUCAAGCUGAGAAGACUGCCACAGCAUCAUCUACUGAGGUAGCAAGAUCCAGAUUAUUCACAGGCAAUGGCCGAGAGAUUGAGCUUGGAAGCAGUGAACCAGCAGGGAUACGAGGAAUUCAUUCAGAAUUUCACGAACAUUGUUGAGCAUGGGAUGUUAAUAGCCGGAGCAGUGUGGUCAUAUCGACCCUUUCGCAACCUGGACCAUCUUCACCAGUGCUUCUGUGAUUUCAUGGAUUCAUUGCCAGCGGCUGGUAAGCAGUCAAUAUUACGAUGUCAUCCUAACCUUGCUGGAAAGCUUGCACGACGAGGCCAACUUACAUCAGAAUCUGAGCAAGAACAAGCUAGUGCAGGUCUAUCAUCAUUAACUGAAGAACAAUUCAGCCAGAUCAAUAAGAACAAUGCCACAUACCGUGAGAAGUUCUCUUUCCCGUUUGUGAUAUGCGCGAGGGAGAAUAAGGUUGCUUCUAUUCUACAAGGAUUAGAGACUCGUAUUCAAAACUCAGAGGAACUUGAGCUUCAGACAGGAGUUGAAGAAGUCAAAAAGAUUGUCUAUUACAGACUCCUUGAUAAGAUUCAGGAUGCUUCAUCAACAAAUCACCCUAAGUUAUGAGGCUUUCAAGACCAGCACAAUUAGUUUCAUUAUUCAGUGAUGUAAAAGAAAUGGCAUAUUGUCAUCAUGAAUGGGUCCUGUAACAUAAUGCUUGGUAAUUGAUCAGAGCUGAUGCCUACGAUUGAUUCUGUUGAUUAUUGUGUAUGAUCAAUCGAAAAAAAAAUAAUCCCCACAAUCAUUCACUAAGUUUAAUGCUGCUGGCACAGGUUGAGGAGUUAAGAAGAAAAGGUUGUCAUCUCCCUCAUUGCAAAAUUUAUGUUUUGUGAUAAGAAAUAUAAAUUCUCUUUAAAUAAGAAGACUUUGCAGUCACAGACAAUCUAUUUGAAGUAAUCGCCUGCAAUAAUUUUGGAUUUUUUUGUGCAUGUGAGUGUACUGAAGUGGUGGGGGGGGGGGAUGGUGGGGUUCACUAGACGAAACUUAAAGACGCUGUCGGUAUGGUGUAAAUGUAUGUCAGCAGGUCUAGGCUACUGCUGAAAUUUUCUAUAUUUAGUGAUGGCGGCAUAUCACAGGAGUGCUCACUCAUAGAUUCAGAUGCUGGAUAGUUGAAGCAGAUUGACUAUUUCAUUGCAGAUCAGGAUAAACCACUUGUGAUCUGUUCACAUACUGAUGUAUUAUUAAUAGUAUGCAAUCUAUCCAUGAUGAUAUGGAAAUUCCAAAGGUAUCUGUAUUUCAGGGAUGCUUAAUGUAUUUUCAUUUUAAGCUUAUGAUUUUUCUCGAUGUAAAUUGACAGUAUUACUCAUUUGGAUCAUAGAAGACUUGCCUACUUAUAAUCAUUGUGCUGCUUUUAAAUUAUAGUCCACACUUGAUGGCAAUUGUAUGUGCUGAUUAUCAGUCCUGUAAUGUAUCUGUCAUGCUAUUCAUUUUGUUUUGAUUCUUUUAGAUUUUAUUUUCAUUGUUGACUAUUAAUUUGGUCACCAUUUUGAUAUUCUCUCAAUUAGCAUGAACUAUGGAAAGCCAUCAAUGUAAUCAUUCUUUAUCUUUUUAUAUAAUAUACUACUAUUUAUAAUAGUAGUAAUUCUGCUAUUGUAAAUCCUGUAGGAACUUAGCAGGACAGUUUUUUUUUGUUGGCAAAAUGCCAAGCUGGUAUAUAACCAAUUACAUGGGAGACAUUUUGUCUAGGUUUACCACCUUGGCAUUUUGCCAGCAAAAAAGAGCUGUCCUGUAAUCACUAAAUAAUAAUUUAGUAAAUAUAUAUUUUUUUCUCAACUCACAUGGGCCUGUAUUCUGAACUUGGGUGUAAUUCAAACUCUGGUAUAAAGUUUUGGUUUAGCUGUGAUUAUGGAUAGCCAGAUAUGACACAACGCUCUAAGAGAAAUAGUUGAAUUUAUCAGCUUAUUUCACAUUCCAAUCAUUCACAACUGAAAAUUAAUAAUAAUAGUUUUCAAAAAUAUUCAAGCUUGGGGAAUGAAUGUUAUUAACAUAAAAAGGAUGCAAUGUAAAUAAAAUCUUAACAUUUUGGCUUCUCAUAAUUUUAGCAUGGAGUUAACCAUGUCACCAUGGUCUAAGUUAAACCUGAGUUCAGAAUAUGGGUCAUUAAAUUUCAGGUGUGUCCUAUUAUUUCUUUUCAAAUUAAUAUUACACCAAACUGGCAGGUAAUAUAUAUCUCUGUGUGUGAUUGUAAAAAAAAUUACAGUAUUGAAAUUAAAUGCAAGUAUUGAAGAUUAUCACUGGUUGUUCAAAACUACAUCAUGUGACAUGGUGUUAUUCUGUCUAUUAUUGCAGGGAUGGAUCCAGGAUUUUUUUUGACGGGGGCAGGGCACAUUUUCCUGAUUAAAAAUAUGACAGCCCCCCCCCAAAAAAAAAAAAAUAAGGAUCCCCACUUUCAAAAAGGGGAGGGGGCACACCUAUGUUCUAAUUCUAAGUUUCUAACUGCAUUUUUACAUUACAAAUUUUAAUUGUGCCUCUCAAAGGGGGAGGGGGGAUGAGCCAGCUGUGCCCCCCUCCCUGCGUGGAUCUGCCAGUGACUAUUGUCUCAGGAGUCUCAAGGGUUCAUUGUAUGUUGCCUGACAUCUAUUAAACCUUCUUAAUUAAAUCCAUCCACCCUCCACUGUUUAGCUCAAGAAUUAUCCUUAAAUUAUGAUUAAAUAUUGUACCUUAAAAAAUACCUCAAAGAAAUAUAUAUCGGUACAUAUAUUGGUAGUUGAAUUAGGUAUGAUUUCUAAAAUAGCAGCAGGACUGUUAACGAUCUGAAAAAUCAACAUAUUCUGUUUAUGUUAAAUGAUAUCAGUAUUAAAGGAGUACAUGUACGUGUAAUUCUCAAGUGUUAUUGUAGUUUCAAAUCUCACUUGGAGAUAAAUUUUUUUAACCAGAAUAUCUCAAGCAAUUGUUAUUUGGAAUAGACUAUAAAUUGAAAGUAAUUCUCCCAUUGUAUAUACAUGUACAGUCAAAUCUAUUGGUAUAGAUUUACCAAAAUCUGUUGACUUUAAAGAGGAAUUUGACAUUGAAGGGGUAUAUAACACAUGUUUGGCAUAAUAUUAGAAUACUGCAAGUUUACAUUCACAAAUGCCACUCUAACAUUUCAUGGUUUCAUCUCAUUUGUCAUAUUGUAUGAUUUGAUAUUUAGGGAUAUAAACUGAAGAGGUAAUAUAAUUGUUAUUUAGUAGAAGGGAGCUAUCAGGGUAAUUACACAAUCUCAGUAAAGGUAAUUUUGCCUUUUCAAAAUGUUUUGGCACCACAGAUAUAUGUUUGACUUGGAAGAGUUAUACGUUUUGCAUAAUCUCUCUAAAAAUUGCUAAAAUCAACCCAACUGGAAAAUUAAAAGAAAAAAGAAAAAUCAAAGACUACUCAAAUUCAUGAAACUUGUACAAAAAUUGGAAGAAAGUCAUUUUUUUGUUUAAUUUGCUCUUACUAUCACUAUGGGAUUUCCAAAUAGGCCAAAUAGAUAUCACUUCACAACUUCAAAACUUUUAACUCAUUAUUUAUGUAUUUUUCUUUCAUUGUAACAUACCAUGUGGUGCACAAAACUAAGUGAACCCCGCAAGAAAAUGGACACAUUCAAAGUGUUCAAAUUCUGUCAUGUUUAAAUAUUUAAUUUUGAAGUCAGAUGAUAAAAUAUAUUUAAUAAAGCUUGUUUCUUUGGGUUCCCGGACAUUGUAGUGUUGCUGUCUACAUUCAACACUCAGCAUAAAGGAGUGCAUUUUGUAGUGGGAUUCACUAACUUUAUAAUGAAGGAAGAUAAAUAUUUCUUCCUUCAUUGGGGUUAUCACCUACCAGUUUACUUCAUUAAAAAAAAUUGAAAGGGUAAUUUGUGAUAUUCUGAAUGCAGACCAUCGUGCUAACUAUUUGGAUGUUGGAAACGCUUAUCCUAACAUAUUUAUUACAGUUAUCCCUUAUCUCUAUGACUUUCUACUUUAAGGGGGAAGUCCACUUCCCAAAAAAAUUGAUUUGAAUAAAAUAACAUUAACAAUAAAAAAGCUCAACUGUGAAAAAAAAAAUCAAAAUUGGAUGUAACAUAAAACAGUUAUGACAGUGUAAGUUUCUCUUAAUUUCACCAAACAUUGAAAAACCUGAGCAGUACGUAAUUGAGAGAACCGAUGAUGUAAGCUAAUCACUAUGUCUCUUAUAUUUGAUUACAGGAAAUAAUGUAAUUUUCACCUCUUUAUGAAAUGUGAAACAAGGUUUGAUUCCUCGAUAUGUGGCACUGCCAUCAAACCUAUGACUUGAUGAAAGUCCCCUUAUAGUCCAAAUCUGCAAAAACUGAAAUACUGUGUAUUCAUUAAAAAAAAAAGUGAGUGGAUGAUAUCAUUGACUCUUAUUUGCAUGUAACUUGUGAAAAAUAAAUUUCAAAAAUUCCCUUUAAUAUAUUACAUCCAAUUUUGAUGAGAUUUUCAGCACUUUGCUUGUUCAAUUUUCUCUUUAUUCAAGUAAGUAAUUUGUUGUGGUCGACUUCCUAAUAGUUUAUAUAAAGCUCAUUCAAUGCGCAUGAGUAAGAAAUUAGAUAUAUUAAUGCAUAAUUCACAGUACAUCUAGGCUUUAUUUCAUUGUCAAUAUAUUAUUGCAUAUACUGUAUAUAUAUCUUAACAUAUAUUUUCAUAUUUUUACAAAAACAAAAUUGCUGGAAAGAUAGAGCUUAAACUUUUACAACAAUAUCAAAGUUUAGUACCAAUUCUACAAUAACAAUACAAGAAUUAAGAAGUUCAACAUUAACAUGACAUCUCAAACUUUCCAACAACUUAACACAGGAAACCAUUUUAUGGAGUGAAAUAUUACAAGUAUGAUACUAAUGGCCAUGAUUCUCAUUGUUUUAAUACAAGAUAUGCAGCACAAGAUAAUUUAAUCACCCCAAAAAUUCAUACCGAAACUUGUAAACUCUUUAUUUUACUCAGCGAUUUUACUGUGGAACAACUUGCCAUUUGAUUUUAUUCAGUCAAAAUCUUUAUCAAUCUUUAAACAGAAACUUAAAAUGCAUCUUUUUAACAUCUUUUUGAAUUCUAAGUUUUAUUAUUGCCUCUUAGACUUGAAAUCAACUUUUAUGUCUAUCUACUUUAGUUUAUUUAUAUGUACUGCUUUGUGUGUAAUUUUGUUAAUUAGUAUCAUGCCUUUAACGAUGCUGCAUGUUUGCUACUCUGUUUUCUGUUAUGAUUUGAGUUAAGUUAUUUAGAAUAUUUCUGUGUAUAUUUUACAUGUAUUUGAAUGUUUUUAUACUCGUUUUUAUCAUGUAUUCCAGGGCCCCAUGGGGGACCAGUUUAUUGCCAAGUUGGCUACCCUGGUUAAAUAUAUUGAAAUAAAUAAAUCAAUUAAAAAAUUGUGUAAUUGGAAAGAGUUGUAUCACUUUCGAUCUAUACAUUGGACACUAACAGUUUAUAUCCAGUGGCCAGUAAAGGCCUCAAUAUAAUUUCUCCUCAUUGAAAUGCCUGAAUCCUGUGCAAAAUCACACCACUCUUAUAAAAUAAAUCUAAAGAUUGCAUGGUGUUUUCCUUAGAAAUUCACAUUUAGCCCAAAUUUUGAGAGUUUUAGUAAACUUACUCUCAAUAAGGAACAGAAUGAACUUUUAAUAAUCAUUGCAAGCUUAAGAAAUGCAUGUUUAAACGUAAGUACAAUUGUACAAAUUAUGGUGUCCAAAAAUGUUGCCCCCUUCAUAUAAAUCAAAAACUUAAAAAGAUUAUUCUGAUAAACCACAGAGCAUUAUGUUGUAAGGAAGUGCUUUCAUUGCUUUAUACUCCAGUGCUCUCUUUUCCUAGCUAUAGUAUGAUCUAAAAAUAUGUUGUCUCACAAUAUCUUCCAUGAAAUGUGCAUAAUGCAAGUAAAAAAAACAAGCUAAUAGUAAUAAAUUGCAAACACCAAAGUAAUAACCUCAAGAUCAAAGAUUAAUUUAAAAAAAUAAACAUCCAUUGAUCAAGUGUAAAGACGGAUAAUAGCUGUUCCAUGUUUAAAAUUAAUACUUUCAUUGCUAUUUCUUUCAAGAUUGCAAAUUCAUAACUUAAUAGAAUAAAGAUAUUGCCUACCUAGAGGUUGAUUAUAACAUUUCCGAAAUAGAGUUGCCUUUUUCCCCAAGUGAUUAUGUAGCGAACAGCUCUGAGAGAAGAUAUGAUCGUGGGGGGAUAUAGCUUCGGAAGGAAGUUGGAUUGUUGAUUGUUUAGACAGACGAGGCAAUAUAUUUUAUAAUGUAGAUUCACCAUUAGAGUCUGAAUUGGCUUUAUGAUUAACUCACACUGCUUGCUGUAGCGAUCUUCCCUAGCACAUAUAUCAAGCAAACUACCUGGUGGGCGUUUCAUAAUGCUGUUUAUAAGAGCCACAUUAAGAAGGACUGAUGAUCCUUUCUUGUGGUAAAUGGUAUACUCCAAAAUGUCCAUUGGUGAUGGUUUAGCAUGUAGAAUGGGUCACCAGUCGCUCUUAACUUACGAACAGCUUUACGAAACACCCCCUUUCCUCGAUUGUGCAUCUUAUAAGCAGAGUGUGACGUCACCUCGGUAAACAUAACGCUGAGGUGACUUCAAACCUGGAAUACAUGUAUUACAAAUGUGAUCACUGCAGAUCUUGUUAUGUCAUGGUAUUUGAGCUUUCACUCGCUUUUAAGCACAACUGUAUAUUCACAUCAUGCGAGUGAAAUAAUUCUGAAUGUAUUGUAAUUAUACUUAAUGACAUACACCUAAUACCUGCAACUUUAUCUGUUGCAAUCACAAUCUGAAAAUUUGUGCAAUUGUUACAUAUGACAUACAUGUAUUGUAUAUUUUACAUUCUCAGUUUAGAAGCCUUCAUGACUUUGCUGCAAAAUCAAAAUAUAGCCAAAGUACACAUAUGAAUAUUCCCAAUAUACAGUAUUUACAUCAGAAUAAGAUGUAGUCAGAUAUUGUAUGACAAAUCUUCUCCUUUAAAUACAUGAUAUUUGUAUUACAUUAAUUAACCCAAAUAAAACUUACGUUCCACAAAAUAUAGACAGGCAAAACCAUUCAGCAAAUGGUGCAUUUUUUUUUAAUAGACGGGUGAAAUAUGUAGUUGACAGGGUGCCAAAGGAAUUCUUAGGCUUAUUCACACUACUCUAGCAAAUAAAAGGUCUAUCCGCAUUAGUGCCUGCAUAAUAUUUACAGCAAGGUCUUAUUUGAUACAGCUAACUUGU
This is a messenger RNA of Lytechinus variegatus (green sea urchin), 7287 nucleotides long. RefSeq names its product 2-oxo-4-hydroxy-4-carboxy-5-ureidoimidazoline decarboxylase-like. Gene Ontology annotation, molecular function: carboxy-lyase activity. Gene Ontology annotation, biological process: allantoin metabolic process. Lineage: Eukaryota; Metazoa; Echinodermata; Echinoidea; Temnopleuroida; Toxopneustidae. The transcript is spliced from 3 exons. Bases 186 to 731 code for a protein of 181 amino acids. The record is from RefSeq and is a predicted model, not a curated record.